Messenger RNA from Sesamum indicum (sesame), 2702 nucleotides. Its product is annotated as putative inactive receptor kinase At4g23740. Gene Ontology annotation, molecular function: protein kinase activity; protein binding; ATP binding. The record is from RefSeq and is a predicted model, not a curated record. Gene Ontology annotation, biological process: protein phosphorylation. Lineage: Eukaryota; Viridiplantae; Streptophyta; Magnoliopsida; Lamiales; Pedaliaceae.
AAUUUUACUCCAACAGAGAAAAGGGAAGAACAGUUUUCGCUACUACACAAACGGCAACACUCGUGCAGAGAAGUGCCAUUUACGUGACUCAACUCUUCCCUGCCACCUUCAUUCCACAACGCCAAAUAAUUCAAUUCAAAUGGGUUUUUCUUCUACUCUGCAACAGUACCUGUGAUCUUUACGCCACAGCACGUGCAGUUCCCCCUAUUCCCGCGCCAUUAAAGUGCUGGGGAAGAUAGUUAUAUAAAUAAAUAAACAAGAAACAAAAACCCAACCCUCUGCUUUUGCUUUCUCAAACCACUUUCAAUCAUUUAUUGCUCUUGUCGUCUUUACUCUCUGCCCCAAUCAUUCUCAUUUCCGCUCCCUCAAGCAAGAAAUCACUCGCUUCUAUUCAUCACCGCCACCAACCGGUGUGUGUUUGGAUUCUUGUAUAAUUCUUGGUUGGUGGCUCGGGGGCUGGAAAGUUCUUUCAGCUUUGAAUUGGAGAGAUGGCAGGGAGUAAGUACACUGUUUGAGGGCUUUCAGGUUUUGACUAAAGAGACUGAGACAAGAAAUGGGCAACAAGAUAAUCUUUUCGGCAAUUUUAGUGUAUGGUACGCUGUUCGUACUAGCAACAGCUGAACCUGUUGAUGAUAAGCGGGCUUUGCUUGAUUUCAUCGGUAACAUUUCUCACUCCCGGAAUCUGAACUGGGAUGAGAGAACUUCUGCUUGUAAUAGCUGGACUGGAGUCACUUGCAAUCAUGACAGAUCAAAAAUUAUAGCUGUUCGAUUGCCUGCUAUUGGAUUCAAAGGCCGCAUCCCUCCCAACACUCUUAGCCGCUUAGUGGCACUUCAGAUCUUGAGUCUGAGAUCUAAUGAUAUUAGCGGUCCUUUUCCGUCUGAUCUUUUGAAGCUUGGGAAUUUGACAGGUCUUUAUCUUCAGUUCAAUAAUUUUCAGGGUCCAUUGCCAUUGGACUUUUCGGUCUGGAAAAAUCUUUCAGUCUUGAACUUGUCGAAUAAUGAUUUUAAUGGGAGCAUCCCAUCUUCAAUUUCGAGUUUGACUCAUUUGACAGCUCUUGAUCUUGCUAAUAACUCACUUUCCGGUGAUGUUCCUGAUCUCAAUAUCCCGACUCUGCAACUAUUAGAUUUGUCCAACAAUAAUCUUACUGGGGUUGUGCCUCAAACUCUUGUUAGAUUUCCUAGUUCAGCCUUUUCAGGUAACAAUGUUACACUCCAAAAUUUGCCGCCUCCGGUUCUUUCGCCAACAGCCGUACCCAAGAAGCAUUCCUGGAAGUUUAGUGAACCUGCCAUUCUUGGAAUUGUUAUUGGUAGUUGUGCAGCGGCAUUCAUUUUGAUUGCCUUGCUAUUAAUUGUUACGUACAGAAAGAAGAAAGAUGAUAAGUCGAUCCCAGGUGCAUCACAGAAGAAAGAAAAAUUGACAAAGAGGAUGGCUUCUGAACACCAGGAUGAGAAUGGCAGGGUAAUAUUUUUUGAGGGAUGUAAUCUUGUAUUUGACCUUGAAGAUCUGUUGAGGGCUUCUGCGGAGGUUCUUGGGAAGGGGGCCUUCGGAACUACGUACAUAGCAGCACUAGAGGAUUCAACCACAGUUGCGGUAAAGAGAUUGAAGGAAGUUAUUGUUGGGAAAAAGGACUUUGAGCAGCAGAUGGAGGUUGUUGGGAAUAUCAGGCACGAGAAUGUGGCUCCGUUAAGGGCUUAUUACUAUUCCAAGGAUGAAAAGCUCAUGGUUUACGAUUAUUACAAUCAGGGGAGCAUGUCAGCUUUGCUCCAUGCAAAAAGAGGCGAGGAUCGGAUUCCUCUUAAUUGGGAAACACGAGUAAAGAUCGCAAUUGGUGCAGCAAAGGGCAUUGCUCACAUCCACUCACAAUGCGGUGGCAAGCUUGUGCAUGGAAACAUUAAGGCUUCAAAUAUUUUCCUCAACUCCCAACUACACGGCUGCGUCUCUGAUCUCGGGUUAGCAACACUGAUGAGUCCAAUUGCACCACCAGUUAUGCGUACAGCAGGUUAUCGUGCCCCUGAAAUCACAGACACCAGAAAGGUGUCUCAGCCAUCCGAUGUGUACAGCUUUGGAGUUCUCCUGCUUGAACUUCUAACCGGCAAGUCCCCUGUCCAUGCAUCGGGCGGUGAAGAGGUCAUCCACCUGGUAAGAUGGGUUCAUUCCGUCGUUCGUGAGGAAUGGACGGGUGAAGUAUUCGAUGUUGAGCUCUUGAGGUACCCUAACAUAGAGGAAGAAAUGGUGGCAAUGCUGCAAAUAGGGUUGAGCUGUGUGGCAAGAAUGCCGGAACAGAGGCCGAAAAUCGGUGAAGUGGUGAAAAUGCUGGAGGAGAUUAGAAGUUCAAAUACAGACAAUAGUCCAUCUGCUGGAACCAGAUCUCCAGGUUCAACUCCAGCAUUAACUCCAUAUGUGGGUGAGAUUGGACCGUCUUCAGUCCAUACUUAGAUUCUUGCUUACAAAAGUUAGUUCAAGAGUAGUUGUUUUUUCUUCCUAGUAUUUGUUUUUUCCUUUGUUAAAUGAUAAAUUUGUCCAGUUCUUACUAGGAAGCUACUGCUCACAUGGUCUGGUAAUGGUUUAGUUUUGUAUAAUGCAAUUUGCUUGAGGAAUUGGUGGGUUAGGAGAUUGUUAAACCUACCUGAUCCAUGCAAAGUCAAAAGUCAGGUUUGUUUAAUAAUUGCUGAAAUUCAUUUAUUAUGAUUCAAAAAAUGGA